Papilio xuthus (Asian swallowtail) is the source of this 1815-nucleotide messenger RNA. RefSeq names its product transcription initiation factor TFIID subunit 7. The record is from RefSeq and is a predicted model, not a curated record. The coding region runs from base 355 to 1485 and encodes 376 amino acids. The transcript has a single exon. Gene Ontology annotation, molecular function: RNA polymerase II general transcription initiation factor activity. Gene Ontology annotation, biological process: RNA polymerase II preinitiation complex assembly; transcription initiation at RNA polymerase II promoter. Gene Ontology annotation, cellular component: transcription factor TFIID complex. Lineage: Eukaryota; Metazoa; Arthropoda; Insecta; Lepidoptera; Papilionidae.
UGUAGUAGAACGCUCCGUGGAUUUUUCUCUUAUGUGGUCUUUGGUGGAUUAAGUCAAUAUCAUAUUUUUGUGCCAAUGUCAUUGUCAAGGAAACUGUCCAGUUCUGUCCAAUAUAUUCAAUUCAAUAAUCUAAUUUCCAAUAUGAUCUAAUAUUCCAAGUUUACGAAAAAGGUGAGCUGGGACAAGCAAUAAGCGAGAGAAACUUGAAAACACAUUAGAAUUUAGUAGUAAUCAGGCAAACAAUAUAGCUAUCAUAUCGCUUAGUAGCACUGUCAUAGAAAAAUCAGAUUCGAGAAUUUUAUUUUUAUCAAGAAAUAUUUUUCUAUUUGUUACAAGGAAAAAUAAGAUUCUAAAAUGAAUAAAGAUAAAAAAGACCCAGACUACCCAGUUGAAUUGGAGAGUCAAUUUAUCAUGAGAUUUCCUGAAGAACCUGCAAAAUCAUUGAAAGAAUUGAUAAAAUCUGGUGAGAAUUUUAAAAAUAGACUUUCCAUUAGUCUAGAAAAUGAUAUGAGGCACGGGGAGGUACGAUUUGAUCAUUGGCUUUUACAUGCCAAAGUUGUGGAUUUGCCAACUAUAACAGAAUCACUAAAAACAAUCGAUAGAAAAAGUGUUUACAAAACUGCGGAUAUAUGCCAAAUGAUGAUAUGUAAAGAAGAAAUUGACCAUACAAGUGAAGAAGAGUUGCCCAGCAAAAAUAAGAAAAAAGAUCCUUUGAAAGUUGACAAAAAAUUUCUUUGGCCACAUGGUAUUACUCCUCCAACAAAGAAUAUCAGAAGAAGACGUUUUAGAAAAACUUUAAAAAAGAAAUGUGCAGAAGCUCCAGAAAUAGAAAAGGAAGUUAAAAGGCUUCUUAGAGCAGAUAAUGAAGCUGUUAGUGUAACAUGGGAAGUUAUAAAAGAAGAAAAUGACAAUGCAAGGAAUGAAAGUGUAUUGCCCACUAAGCCAAAGACAAAGAAAAAUCUAAUUGUAAAAGCAGAACAAAGUUCAAAUAACCAGUCCAAAGUCGAAGAUAUUUUUGGUGGGGCAGUUAGUGACAGUGAUGCAGAAGAUGAUAAUAUUGAUAUAGAAGACAGCAGAAUGUCAGCUUGUGAAGACCAGAUGUCUGACUCAAAUUCUGUUCAAGGGUCUGAAUACAAGGGAAGACAAGUGGUAACUCAAUUCAAGUCUGAAAUGUUUAGCUCCCCCAGUAGGGCUAGUAAUAUAGUCACGCCAGGUAUGAAUAAAAAAAGCGCUACAGUGGUUUCAGGUAGCAGUAGCUAUAAGGACCAGUACAAACAUGAUUUUAAUGAUAGUUCUACCCAAAAUGUGAAGGUCCAACAACUCACAGCUGAGCUUGAAGAACUUAAGCUGAGAAAACAUAGAACACAACUUGAAAUUUCAGGUCUUCAAAAUAUGACUUUGAAACAAAGGUUUCAAGAUAUUUUACAUACACUUAACAAUGAAAUUCAGUUGAAGGAAAUUGAGAUCAAUAACUGUGAAAAAUAAGUUUUUUCAACUGUGUAUAGGCAUUGUCUAAGUUUCAACUCUGAAAUUAAACUUGUUGCAAAUCAUUAAAGAAAAACUGAAAUAUCCAAAAGCUGAUACACACUUAUAAACCACUUGCAGAAUCUGUUUUAUAAGUAGUCAACAUUAUAAAGAGCUUGCUACAUUACAUUAUGUGCUGAAAAACAUGUCUAAACACUUAAAACUCCAGUGAAGCUUCAUAAUUAUGUGUACUGAAUAAUUUGUUAUCAAAUAUAAAAUAUGUGUUAAUAGUUUGUUUUUGAAUGUCAAUAAGUUAGUUGAUGUGUGAUAUAUUUAUAAGCAAUUAAUAUA